Penicillium canescens is the source of this 1713-nucleotide messenger RNA. RefSeq names its product acid phosphatase DET1. The record is from RefSeq and is a predicted model, not a curated record. The coding region runs from base 1 to 1713 and encodes 570 amino acids. Gene Ontology annotation, molecular function: phosphatase activity. The transcript is spliced from 2 exons. NCBI's taxonomy places the organism in Eukaryota, Fungi, Ascomycota, Eurotiomycetes, Eurotiales, Aspergillaceae.
AUGGGGAAGCCACGGAUGAUCAUUUUGGUGCGCCAUGCACAGUCAGAAGGCAACAAGAACCGAGAUAUCCACCAGACUAUUCCAGACCAUCGGGUAAGGCUCACGACUGAGGGCCACCGACAAGCACAAGAGGCGGGCCAGCGACUCCGAGACCUCCUUAAUCCUGAUGAUACCCUUCACUUCUUCACUUCUCCCUAUCGUAGGACAAGAGAGACUACCGAAGGGAUCCUUGAAUCCCUAACAUCAGACACACCUUCUCCAUCACCGUUCCCCAGACAUACAAUCAAAGUCUAUGAAGAACCCCGACUGCGGGAACAAGACUUUGGGAACUUCCAGCCAUGCUCUACAGAAAUGGAGCGUAUGUGGAUGGAGCGGGCAGACUAUGGCCAUUUCUUCUACCGGAUCCCCAACGGAGAGUCAGCGGCGGACGCCUACGACCGAGUAAGUGGGUUCAACGAGUCACUCUGGCGCCUCUUUGGUGAAGACGACUUUGCCAAUGUGUGCGUUCUCGUCACUCACGGUCUCAUGGCACGAGUAUUCCUGAUGAAAUGGUACCACUGGAGCGUGGAGUACUUUGAGGAUCUUCGCAAUAUCAACCACUGCGAAUUUGUAGUAUUGACCCACAACCCGGAAAACGGCAAAUAUACUUUACAGAACAAGUUACGAACAUGGUCGGAUUUGAAGAAGGACCGAGAACGUGAAAACGGAGCCAAAGGACACAACCAUACGCCCGCUCCGCUGCCAGACCACAUCCCAAUUCGACGGAAAUGGGGCGGCUGUCCGGACGGCUGUACUCACGGCAUCUCUGCAGAUAGGAAACAACUAUUGCGAGCCAAUCUGUUGAAUUCUAUGCGGCACGGCACUGAUCAUUCUCAUCCAAAGCAUCUCGAUGAACAUGGCCAUAGCUUUGGCUCUAAGCUCCACAAAUCAGUAUCAAUCGACGAGGUGGUCUCAUCUUCAGAGGACAGCACCACUCAAAACGAUAUCACUCGAAAAUCUAGCACCAGACAGGCCUCCAAUCCGCGACGAGGGAGUGACGACGGUACCGGAGACGACACGAAGCAUUACGAUUCAAGCUCAGAGGCCCAGCCAGCCCAGCCGUUGCAUCCAAAGCGACACAAUCAACAUGGACUCAAUCGAAAUAGCGAGGAUCAUCUUUUCCAUUCACCAGCCUCGUCUUCAUCCUCCGCACAUUUGAAAUAUGCCCUGCUCCACCUCGGUGGCCGUGACGGCGGUGGCUCAAUGAGCGGAGCAAAUAGCCUGGCUCCGUCCGACGACGAAGGCGAAGAUCAUGACCAUCAUCACCGCCAUUCUGUGUCAAGCUCUUCCAAUCUCCACACCGGCAGCUUGUCCCAUGCAAACCAACAACACUUCCAAUUCCCAUCUCAAACACAAGGACCAGUCUCCUCCCAGGAACUUGAAGAGGAUGGCGACGACGAGAUGAGUGGAAAUCCCACAGGGAAACCAAGGAAACCUCGACCACACCACCCUUCCCACCAUCACCAUCACCAUCACCACCAUCAUCUUUCCACCGGCAACCAAUCCGAGCACCGCAUGGCCAACAUCUUAGGUGACGGAGACGAAUCCUCCAACCCUUCCGAAACGCAAACACCACGACCAGAUAACUCGACAGCGGAGCAUCCUGAGACCCAAAAAUUGUCUUUAGAAGAGCAGCAAAAAGAAGAUCAAAGCAUCAGAGGGAGCGUCUACUAA